Centruroides sculpturatus (bark scorpion) is the source of this 2809-nucleotide messenger RNA. RefSeq names its product PDZ and LIM domain protein Zasp-like. The coding region runs from base 147 to 2366 and encodes 739 amino acids. Gene Ontology annotation, biological process: heart development; muscle structure development; actin cytoskeleton organization. Gene Ontology annotation, molecular function: muscle alpha-actinin binding; actin binding. Gene Ontology annotation, cellular component: stress fiber; filamentous actin; Z disc. NCBI's taxonomy places the organism in Eukaryota, Metazoa, Arthropoda, Arachnida, Scorpiones, Buthidae. The record is from RefSeq and is a predicted model, not a curated record. The transcript has 15 exons.
CCACGAUGUUGGCUCCGUGAUGUCACAGUUUGUAAAACACCAAGAUUAGGCGAAGGAAAAAGGAGUGGACGAAGAAUCAGUUCGGCGGACGAAUGUAUCGCUGUACAGACUGAAUUCGCUCGAAGGAUUACAAAAAAACAACCGAAAUGUCUACGAUCACCGUGAAAUUAAGUCGUGGUGAAAAUACCCCAUGGGGUUUCCGCUUACAAGGUGGAAAGGAUUUCAGUGCCCCAUUAUCAAUCGGAAGGGUGAAUCCUGAUAGCAUCGCUGAGAGAGCAGGAUUGCAAACGGGAGAUGCGAUUUUAAAAAUUAUGGGACGUAGUACGGAGACUAUGAAACACAAGGAAGCUCAAGAUACUAUUGUGAAAUCCGGAAAUUUAUUAGAAAUGAUUGUUGAGAGGGGAAAGACAAGAGUUUGGAAACCAGCUGUGGUACCGAUAGGAGAUAUCCCAGCUCCGAGUCCUCAGAUAACAGCUAAACCUGUAACAAAAACAUCACUUGCAGCUAACAAACAGGAGGUUCAGCAUAUUGGAAGUAAACAUAAUGUUAGUGCAAGACCAUUUUCAGCAACAAUGCAAGAUGGAACAGUUAAAGCUGUUGUUCAUAAACAAUAUAAUUCACCAGCAAAUAUUUACUCAAUGGAUAAUAUUGCUGAAACUCUUUCUGCCCAGACUGAAGUACUUGCAAGUGGUGCUAAAGGCAUCAACUUCUUAAAAGAAGAACAGCCUAUCAAUAAAGAAUCAGCUGUGUAUAGAAUGGUACAUGAAGACACUGGUAAAGAAUCUCCUACAUGUGAGCGUGCUUUCCCAUUAAGACAUGUAGAAGCUCCAGUUACUAAACCUCCAUCAGAAAAACCACCUGAACAGCUAAAUCCUAAUCAAUGUGUAGAAUGUGGAAAAGUCAUUAUAGGUGUAUUCGUCCGUAUUAAGGAUAAACCAUUACAUCCUGAAUGUUUUCGCUGCAGUACUUGUGGAACAUCUCUUAAAAAUAUUGGAUACUAUAAUGUUAAUGACAAAUUAUACUGUGAUAUACAUGCAAAGCAAGCAUCUAAAAUGUUGCAUUUUACAAUACCAGAUUUUGAACCAAUAACAAUGGGCCAAAUGAACUCAACUUCAGCACCUGAAACAGUUCCUGGAACAGCUCCUACAACACCUGGUACUGCUGCUCCCAUGUCACCAUCUACAACUUUUAAUACACCAUUUUCAUUAGUUCAACCCAAACCACCAUCUUUCAAACCAAUAUCUAAUGCAGUACCAAAGGUUGCUUCUCCUACACAAAUGAAACCAGCUAGUCCACCUGUACUAGCUCCUACAAUGAAGCCAGUUACUCCACCUGUACUAGCUCCUACAAUGAAGCCAGUUACUCCACCAAUAACUCAUCCACAGACUGCGCCUCUAGCUGAUGCACAUAAACCAUUAUCAAGCGGUUCCAAGUUUAUUUGGCCGCCUCCAAAACAGACUCCUGUAGAGACUCUUGAAUCCAAUGCUACUCCUUCUGUUCCUAGUUAUCGACCUCCUCCUGGAACUCAACAUAUUUCUAAUACUCCAACUACUCCUAAAACUCCUACUACACCUAAAUUUAUUCAGUCUACUACAACUAAAAUCCCUACCACUCCUAAAUUUAUUCAAUCUGCUCCUAAAACACCACCUGCUGUUGCUCCUAAACCCCAUAUCCCUGUCCAAAGCAUCACAACAACCAGCAUUCAAUCUUGGACUUCUAGUUCCACUUCUGGACCCUCCCCAAUAGGCAUUACAUCUGGAAUUGGAUCCCAUCCUGCUCCAAGACGUGGUCGUGGACAAUUAAGAUCUCAAGUUGGUCCAGGUGUUCGAAUUCCAAUUUGUGCUGUAUGCGGUUCUCCAAUCAGAGGACCAUUUAUUGUUGCUAUUGGAAAGACUUGGUGUCCUGAUCAUUUCUUAUGUAGUAAUAAUAAAUGCCGUCGUUCAUUACAAGACACUGGAUUUGUUGAAGAGCAGCAGCAGUUGUAUUGUGAACACUGCUAUGAAGCAUACUUUGCUCCAAUGUGUAGUAAAUGUGGUGCUCGUAUCAAAGGAGACUGUCUUAAAGCUCUUGACAAGCAUUGGCAUCCUCAAUGUUUUGUCUGUGCAAACUGUCAUAAACCUUUUGGUAACAGUUCUUUUUACAUGGAAGAUGGUCAACCAUACUGCGAAAAAGAUUGGAAUGAAUUAUUCACUACUAAAUGCAUUGGUUGUGGUUUUCCAAUUGAAGCUGGAGAUCGUUGGGUGGAAGCUUUAGAUAAUAAUUAUCAUUCUCAAUGUUUCAAAUGCACAAUCUGUCAUAAAAACUUAGAAGGACAGGGAUUUUAUGCUAGAGGAGGUCGACCUUUCUGCAAAGCUCACGCUCGAUAAAUUUACUUUUGAAUCAGAUUGAAGCUUAAAGAAAUUUUAGGAGAUUUGCUGCUAAAUAGUAUUACAUCUACCAGCAAUCAGUUAUAUUUUACUACUGCUAUCUGUCCUUAUUAAUGCUGCUCAUUGUUUGAUUUGAGCCUCUUAACAUGUUUAGUUAUUGAUCAUCAUGAACUGGCGACCAGCAAUGCGACUGUGAGAAAAUUGCAUUUAAAACAAUAAUGAAAUUAUCCACUGUAGAAGAACUUACAAUUUUUACAUUUAAUAUAGUUCCUAUCUUUUAAAUCAAGACAAUGGCUAGUCACAUUCAAUAGUGUAAUUAUGACUUGAGAUUCUUUUGCCAAAUUUAAACAUUGUAUUUCUUAAAGAGGAAAAAAAGCAGACCAAAUAUUAUAAACAAACAUCUAUAAGAAGUUUUAAAUAAAAUAUCACUUUAAAAGUUUUGC